CCUUUAGCGGCAAAGGUUAACAUGAAAGACGGAAGGUUAUAUCUGUAAAUAAGUAACUGGAUUGUAGUCGAGUCGAGUCCGGUAGAGAAGUAGGGAUAAACAAACAUGAAGCAACGUAAUGGACUGAUUCAUUAGUUAAAGUUUUGCAGCUCAGCUGUACUCUUCAGCACAGCCAAGGACAGACUCAGCUCCAUCAAAACACAGAAAACUCUCUCCUCUUUUUGGGCAAAAGAAUCAUAAUCAUGGUAAUCUUCUUCUUUCCUUUUCCUCCUUUUCGUUUGUUCUUUUCGUAUUUCAAGGACUUGGUGGGAAGAGAAGUGACGGUGGAGCUGAAGAAUGAUUUGGCAAUCAGAGGAACCCUUCACUCCGUUGAUCAAUACCUCAAUAUCAAGCUCGAGAACACUAGGGUUGUCGAUCAAGACAAGCAUCCUCACAUGCUUUCAGUGAGGAACUGUUUUAUCAGAGGCUCGGUUGUGAGAUAUGUCCAGCUACCUCCUGAUGGAGUUGAUAUUGAAUUGCUUCAUGAUGCCACAAGAAGAGAGGCUCGGGGAGGCUGAAAAGCAUUUGUUGACAAAUUCAAUGUACUUUAAUCAACACCUGAUUUAGAUACUUUUGCUUCAAAUUGUUUCUGAAUUAAGCAAAGACGGUGACAAGUUAAUGAAGACCGAUCCCUCUUUGCGUUAAUGUAGACAAAUUGAUGUUGGUUUGUGUUUCAACAAAUUUUAUUUCCUGAAAGAAUAUUUCCUUCCUGAAGACGCGUGUACAAUGCUGGUGGCCAGUUAAGAUGCUGUGAAACGUCCAUUGUUGAGUAUGAAUUCUGACGAUGACGCCUGGAGUAUAGGCCGUGGUCGGCUGUGCCAAGUUCGUGUAGCAAGGGUGUUUGUCCCUUUUUUUUUCAGAAUAUAUUCCUUGUUUAUUACUAUUUACUAAUACUUAUUAAACUAAAACAACAAAAAAUCCUUUAACUUCAUCAAUUUACUUAAAUAAACUCAUACUUUAAUUGUUUUCAGCUUCGCUUAAUGGUUGAGA
This is a messenger RNA of Durio zibethinus, 1029 nucleotides long. The record is from RefSeq and is a predicted model, not a curated record. NCBI's taxonomy places the organism in Eukaryota, Viridiplantae, Streptophyta, Magnoliopsida, Malvales, Malvaceae.